Protopolystoma xenopodis is the source of this 507-nucleotide messenger RNA. The record is from the annotation of a GenBank genome assembly. NCBI's taxonomy places the organism in Eukaryota, Metazoa, Platyhelminthes, Monogenea, Polystomatidea, Polystomatidae.
GACCUAGCAACCGGCAAAGAUGCAAACGUUACGCCCAAUUGUCCUCACAACAGGCUACCUGCAACCUUUGGCGGUUUCAUUCGUGGAGUCUCGAGUACACACGCCCUCUCCACCAGAUCGCAUUCGAUACUGCUUGAUCGAGUCAACCCGGAGCCCAAAGAGUCUUUUUCGAGGGUCAGUAGCGUGAAAUCGGCAAUGGCAGUUGCCCCAAAUCAGGACAUUUCGCCAUCUCAUCUUCCGAAGGUGUGCCGGGUACUGCUGAGUUCAGGACGUGAGUUUCUGAGCCAAUGUUACGAAGAGCCAAAUAAAGGCUUGAAUUCGAGCAAAAUUCGUCGGAAAAGAAGGGAAGUAUUGGAACGGAAGAGAGGGGAUGUGACAGAGCAGACUUUAAGGAGGAAAGUCACGGGGGAGUCUGUCCAAACUCACCUCGUCCCCAACCAAAAGAAUUUGACUAUACGAGCCACCGUUGCAAGUGGUAAAGCAGCAAAAAUGGUAAGUUCAUUGUGA